AUGGAGUUAUCUCAGGAGUAUUACGAAGCCAUGAAAGCCUGCAUUUCUCUCGGGUCCGUGCCAGAAGCCCGGAAACUGCAUGCCCGACUCGUUUCCACUGGCUUACACUCUUCAACUUUCCUACAAAACCACCUCCUGAACAUGUACUCCAGUUGUGGCUUGAUAGAUGAUGCUCUCCGGGUUUUCACUGAAAUUGAGUUUCGUAAUGUUUUUAGUUGGAACACGAUGAUUAGUGGCUUGGCGGAUUCGGGUCGGAUGAGGAAAGCCGCACAGUUGUUCGAUGAAAUACCCGAAAGAGAUACUGUUUCGUGGAAUUCAAUGAUGUCUGGUUAUUUUCACAAUGAGCAACCUCAUGGCACGAUCAAGGUUUUUACUUCGAUUAUUCGGGAUUGUAACUGUGUUCCUGAUCUAUUCUCGUUCUCCUGUGCGAUGAAGGCUUGUGCCAGUCUUGGUUAUGUAAAUUUGGCUUCCCAAUUGCAUGGUCUAGUUGUGAAAUUUGAUUUUGGAGGACAUGAGUCCAUUGGGUCUUCGAUCAUUGAUAUGUAUGUCAAGUGUGGUGCACCGAGUUUGUCCGAACAAGUGUUUUUGAGAAUGCCAAAUCCAAAUUUGUUUUGUUGGAAUACUUUGAUUUAUGUUUACUCAAAAUUGUAUGGUGUUGGAAGGGCUCUUCAUUUGUUUCAUCAAAUGCCUGAGCAUGACACUUGUUCUUGGAACACAAUGAUUUCGAUCUUGGCUCAGCAUGGGAAAGGGGCCCAAACUCUUGAUAUGUUUGUCGAGAUGUUGAAUCAUGGUUUCAGACCGAAUUCCAUGACAUACGCUAGCGUUCUCAGUGCUUGCGCAGGCAUUUGUGAUCUGGGUUGGGGUGCCCAUCUCCACGCUCAAAUCCUCCGAAAGGAACCAAAUAUCCAUGUUUAUGUGGGUAGCGGUCUGAUCGAUAUGUACGCAAAAUGUGGAUGCUUGGAAUACGCUAUGACGGUUUUCAAUAACUUGAAAGAAAGAAAUGUGGUCUCCUGGACUUCCAUGAUUGGGGGAACAGCCCAGUUUGGCCUUGUAGAAGAGGCUUUGACUUUGUUUAAUCAGAUGAGGAAGGUACCUGUGGACUCAGAUGAAUUUACUCUUGCCACCAUUCUUAGAGUAUGUUCUAUUCUAAAGGAUAUUUCUCUUGGGGGACAGCUGCAUGCAUACACAAUUAGGAUCGGAAUGAAUUCCUCUGUGCCUGUGGGGAAUUCUCUUGUUACUAUGUAUGCUCAGUGCGGAAAUGUUCAAAGUGCAAGCUGUGCAUUUAAGUUGAUGCCUGUAAAAGAUGUUAUAUCCUGGACAGCAAUGCUCACUGCAUUCUCUCAGACUGGAAAUGUUGAAAAAGCUCGAGAAUAUUUUAGUAGAAUGCCAGAACGAAAUGUCAUAACUUGGAACUCAAUGCUAGCCACGUAUAUACAACAUGGGUUUUGGGAAGAGGGUCUUAAGAUAUACAUUUUGAUGGCAAGAGAAGGGGUUAAACCAGAUUUGAUUACUUUUGCAACUUUGAUUAGUGCCUGUGCUUAUUUGGCGGUGCUGAAACUUGGAAACCAAAUUGUAGCUCAAGCUGAAAAAUUGGGGUUUGUUUCUAAUGUGUCAACAGCAAAUAGUAUUGUUACAAUGUAUGCAAGAUGCGGACGAAUUGGUGAAGCAUAUAAUGUUUUUGAUUCUAUUGUUAUGAAGAAUUUGAUUUCAUGGAACUCGAUUAUGGCUGGAUAUGCUCAGAGUGGUCAAGGUAGGAAAGUCAUAGAGAUUUUUGAGGAUAUGUUAAAGAUGGGCUUCAUGCCUGACCACAUAAGCUACAUAUCUGUUCUAUCUGGUUGCAGCCACUCGGGACUUGUGCUUGAAGGGCAACAGUACUUCAACAUGAUGACUAAGGAUCAUGGGAUCUCUCCAAACUGUGAGCACUUUGCAUGUAUUGUAGACCUGCUUGGCCGGGCAGGGCGGGUAGACCAAGCCAAAAGUUUUAUUGAUGAAAUGCCUUUGGAACCUAAUGCUGAUAUUUGGGGAGCUCUGCUUGGUGCUUGCCGGAUCCAUGGCAACACAAAAUUAGCUGAAACUGCAUUGAAUAAUCUGAUUAAGUUGGAUGUGGAAGGGUCUGGAAGCUAUGUCCUUCUAGCCAAUAUAUAUUCAGAUGCUGGCAAGUUAGAAGGUGUCUCAGAUGUGAGAAAACAUAUGAGACAGAAAGGAAUCCAAAAGAAUCCAGGUUGCAGUUGGAUUGAGGUUGAUAAUAGGGUGCAUGUCUUCACUGUAGAUGACACUAGUCACCCUCGGAUAAAGGAUAUUUACAUAGCAUUGCAGGAGAUUAUCAAGAAAAUAGAACACGCAGGAAACUAUAUUAAUGAAAUUGGUUCUGCUGGGCCACGGAGCUGCCAUAGUGAGAAGCUUGCCGUGGCAUUUGGAUUGAUCAGCUUGCCUGCUUGGAUGCCUAUCCAUAUAAUGAAAAAUCUUCGAAUUUGUUGCGACUGUCACUUGGUGAUGAAGUGGAUUUCUCUUCUUACCUCAAGGGAACUUAUUGUGCGGGAUGCAAAUCGUUUCCAUCAUUUCAAGGGUGGGUCUUGCUCUUGUAGAGAUUACUGGUAA
Molecule: messenger RNA, 2598 nt
Organism: Ilex paraguariensis (yerba mate)
Lineage: Eukaryota; Viridiplantae; Streptophyta; Magnoliopsida; Aquifoliales; Aquifoliaceae
Source: the annotation of a GenBank genome assembly